Molecule: messenger RNA, 867 nt
Organism: Psilocybe cubensis
Lineage: Eukaryota; Fungi; Basidiomycota; Agaricomycetes; Agaricales; Agrocybaceae
Exons: 2
Coding region: 1-867 (288 amino acids)
Source: RefSeq, a predicted model, not a curated record
AUGACUACACUAUUAAACAAAGCCGGAAAAGAACUCUUCGCCAAGCACCUUGAGCAAUACGCGCCUCAGGACCCUUUAUACGAAUUCUACACCAAUGAAAGAGGAAAGCAGAAGCGAAGAAAGCGUGCCAUCCCACCAGGCCUCUCGAAAAGAGACGCUAAAAUUUUGAAGAAGCUCAUGUCUCGGGCACACUACCUGGACAAAGGGUUCUCAUUCUGUGGUCUUCGCUUUGGGUGGACAUUUAUUAUCGGAAUGAUUCCACUGGUUGGCGACGUCGCCGACAUCAGUCUCAACUACCUUCUCAUCGUCAAGCCUGCGCGCAAGCUAGAGCUCCCAAACUGGCUGCUGCGCCGGAUGAUGGUCAACAACGCCGUUAGCGCAGGGGUGGGGUUUGUUCCUGUCGCUGGGGACGUCUUUGUCGGGGCUUUCAAGGCCAACUCGCGCAAUGUAGCUCUAGUCGAGGAGUUUUUGAGGAUUAGAGGGGAAGAGUUUAUCAAGAUGGGUGGCGUUGCCGAGGAAGAAGCGAAGAAGGGGUGGUUCGGGACCUUGAAGGGAAGGCAGAAAGCCACUGCACCCGUCGCCCCUAUGAGCCCCCAGGAUGUGGAGCAGGUCAAACCGGGCGCUGGGAUGUCGGGAGAUGAGAUGAAGAACUCUUUGUCCGAUGAAAUAUUGGAUGGUCAGAUGUCCAAUGCUCCAGUAAACAGCGUUCCUGCGAGGUCAGGAUCGUCUGGUUUCAGCCUAUUUGGUUCCCGCAAGUCAAAGGGAAAGAAUAUAGCUCCCAAUUCAUCACGGUCUGCUCAAGCUGACAGAGGACGCUUUGUCGAGGAUGCCGAUGUUGUGCCAGGGGCAAUUGGACCUUCGAAUUAA